UAGGUCGUAAGGUUAAUAAGUAGUUAUUGUAAGUUUAUUAGAAUAUCAAAUAUGAAAUUCUCACUAUUAUUACUAUUGACCAUCGUGUCAGCUGUGUUAUGUACCUCUCAGGGCCCAGACACGCGCAUCGUGGGGGGAUAUCCCGCCACGAUAUACAACUACCCCUUCGUGGUGUCCAUAGUGUACACAAACCCUGAAACUGGAGAGCAGACGCCAAGAUGCGUUGGCUCUAUCAUAUCCUCGUGGCAUGUGCUGACUACGGCUCACUGUUUUAGCGACCCAAACGUCGAAAACUACAAGCUCCGCGUCGGCUCCACUAGCAGCAUCGAAGGUGGCACUCUCUUCGACAUUUACUACAUCAUCAUCCACCCUGACUAUGUGGAGAGCCCGCGUACCGCCGACGCCGCCAUAGUGGUGCUGACCCAACAUGUCACCAUAAGCGAGAGCGUGCGAGUGAUCUACAUUCCCCCGCAAGAGACGUACAUCCCUGAUGGGUACACUGUGAGGGCCAUCGGCUGGGGGGCUGAGGAGGAGGAUGGUGCCUUGCUGGACACCCUGAAGGUGUUCGACACCAGGACCAUCCCGCUGCAGCAGUGCAUCGAGGCUUUCGCUGAUGAUGACAACAUCAACGUUUACGACCAGGUGAUCUGCACCCAAGCGGCCGGCCGUAGCAUGUGCAGAGGAGACUCCGGGGCUCCGAUCAUCAUCGGAGAGGUUCUCGUGGGCAUCGCGUCCUACUCCAGCUCCUGCGACGACUCCACGCCCGACACCUUCACCAGGAUCGACCGCCACACCGGCUGGAUCCUGCAGGAGGCCGUCCCUCCAUAUGGCAGGAGUGCGGCCUCGCCUGUGAGGGUCGCACCUGUUGUCUCUUGGUCUGCAACCCGCACUAUCAUCAUCAUCGGGGAGGUGCUGGUGGGCAUCGCGUCCUACUCCAGCUCCUGCGACGACUCCACGCCCGACGCCUUCACCAGGAUCGACCGCCACACCGGCUGGAUCCUGCAGGAGGCCGUCCCUCCAUACAGCAGGAGUGCGGCUUCGCCUUCAAACUGGAUUAUCACUAACAUGGCUUUCAAGGUGCUAUGCGCACUGGCUUUGCUUUCCGCUGCAUCAGCGGCCCCAGGAUCCCGCCUGACUGGAGGCAGCCCGCUGCCCGUCGAGGAGUUUCCCUCCGUGGUGGCCAUCACCUACUACUACCCGCGGCCGCAGAUCACCGUUCAGAGAUGCGUGGGUUCCCUCGUCUCGUCUAUCCAUGUGAUGACUGCUGCGUCUUGCUUUGACGGCGCAGACCUCGAUAACAUGAGGGUUCGCGCCGGUUCCGCCCAGCCUCUCUCUGGAGGCACUGACGUCGGCGUCACACACUUUAUCGCGCACCCUGACUUCGAGGAGUAUCCCAGGACAGCAGACAUUGCAGUUCUGUUCCUGGAGCAGUUCCUUCCCAUCACUUCUACUGUGAACAUCCUGUACCUGCCUCCUCCAGGGUACGAUGUCCCUGAUGGUAUCAGCCUGAGGGUGGCCAGCUGGGGAUUUGAAUCUUUGGACGGUGGCCCGCUUAAUGACCUGAAGACCGCCUUAUUGCCGAAGAUACCUUUGGCCCAGUGUCAGCAAGCCUUCGCCGACUCCGAAGAAGCCAGCAUUACACCUUCCGUCGUCUGCACCUUCGCGCCAGGCCAGGGCAUAUGCCACGGCGACGUGGGCGCCCCGGCGGUGAUCAGCAACGUUUUAGUCGGAAUUGCGUCUUACUACGAGAACUGCGACGGAACCCACCCCGAUGUGUGGACCAGAGUCGACAGCUACACCACCUGGAUCAUGCAAGUGACUGCUGGAGCGUCCCGCAUGCUGACAGUUUAACUGUGAUAUUUUUUGCCGCACUCGACUCACACGUCACCAAAACAAAAUAUUUGCCAAUCGUUCCACGUCCCAAAUGUGAUUUGCCCUGGGACACACAUCGCGAUAACCCGAAUAUUGGCAAUUUCGCAUUAUCGCCAAGUAUUCCCGUAUACUUCGAUGCUUUUUUGCUUAGCCAUUGUCUCCCGAAUGUUAUCGCGAUGUGGUCCAGGGAUAAAACAGUGAUUAUAGCGAACUCUAUCUUCAAGGUCCAGAAAAGAGACGAUCAUUUUGUAAAUGAACUGGUGUUGAUCAUGAAUUUUGAAGUACUGAUGAAUCGAGUAAGGCUAUUCUAGUCUUUUAGAGAUUUAAUGUGUCUUAAUAAAAAUUAAGAGCAUUAUUUUGGCCAAAAUUCGUCACUGAUUAAGUUAAAGAAUCUAGUUUUUACAAAUUCUUGUCAAACAAAAUUUUAAUUUAUAUGUUUAGGUAUGAUAAGACAUAUAAUUAAUAAAAAAUGAAUUUAUUAAA
Messenger RNA from Ostrinia furnacalis (Asian corn borer), 2355 nucleotides. RefSeq lists its product as uncharacterized. Gene Ontology annotation, molecular function: serine-type endopeptidase activity. The transcript is spliced from 11 exons. Bases 52 to 1851 code for a protein of 599 amino acids. NCBI's taxonomy places the organism in Eukaryota, Metazoa, Arthropoda, Insecta, Lepidoptera, Crambidae. The record is from RefSeq and is a predicted model, not a curated record. Gene Ontology annotation, biological process: proteolysis.